AUGGCGAUGAUGAUGACUGGCCGUGUGCUGCUGGUGUGUGCCCUCUGCGUGCUGUGGUGCGGUGCCGGCGGUGGUGGAUGUUCUGAAACACCUCAAGAUCCUCCGGGUGGUGCGUCUCAAGGUGGCAAUAAUCUUGACGGUACAAAAAACACCACUAAUGGCGCUGGGGGAGGUGUCAAUUCCGGUGCGACGGCAAAGUCACAAUUAUCGGCAGAAUCGGUGACAGACAUAAUGGUAGCGGUAGCGGGAGCAGACACAUCAGCGGCACAACAACAGGAGAAACAAGCAUCAGAAAUGCAAGAAAAGGGAGAAGAUGGCGAGGAGGAUAAUGAAGAAGGGGAAGAGGAAUAUGAAGAGGAGGAAAUAGAUGAAGGUGAAGAUGAUGCGAAGAAGGAAGAGAGUGAGACGAAAGAAGAGAAACAAGAUAAGGAGAGGGAAGAGGAGAAAAUCAAAGAAGAUGAUGCCGACGCCACAAAUGGGAUGCCAGCAGGCGGUGAAGAGCAGCCAAGUUUAUCUUCUGGUGCGGAGGAAGCAGCGAACCAAACAAAUCUCAAAAGCACGCAAACAAAUGGAGACGAUGACCCAGCAGCUGAUGUUGCAGGGACAGCAGAGGGAAAACAAAAUGAAAAUAAAGAUGCCAAUCCGAAAGAAACACCAGUCGAAGCCACAGCCAUGAAAAAUACAACGGCGACGACUGGCGACAGUGACGGCAGCACCGCGGUCUCCCACACCGCCUCCCCUCUUUUGCUUCUUCUUGUUGUUGUUGCGUGUGCGGCUGCUGCUGCGGUGGUGGCCGCGUGA
This is a messenger RNA of Trypanosoma cruzi, 801 nucleotides long. Its product is annotated as mucin-associated surface protein (MASP), putative. The transcript has a single exon. Bases 1 to 801 code for a protein of 266 amino acids. The record is from RefSeq and is a predicted model, not a curated record. NCBI's taxonomy places the organism in Eukaryota, Euglenozoa, Kinetoplastea, Trypanosomatida, Trypanosomatidae.